AUGGUGAAACUAGCUUUCUUCAUGCUAAGAAAAGGAAUCUCCAAGAAGAAAUUACUUUUAGACCUCAACUUGAUGAUGAAGCGAGGAAAGACGGCGUUCACCGGAAAAGUCUCCACCACUCGCGGCGGUUUUGUUGGUGGUGGUGACGCCUUUCAAGAGUACGAGUUCAGCUGUAGUAACACCCCUUUAUACCACCAUUACUUUACCAACAACAAGAAGAAAAACCACCACCAAAGCUACUACUAUUACGUGCCGUCGCCGAAAAUUAUUAAUAAUGACGCCGUUAAUCAUGAUUUAGAGGCUAUUAACAAGGUGUUAGAGACUGUUUUAUCAAGUAAACUGAGGAUAACGGAUUCUCCAUUUCCGUUAAAAGACGAGGAAGAAUUUGUUGAUCAUUGUGUGGAUGAAGCUGCUGAAGAGUUUAUUAAGAGGUUUUACUCGCAACUUAAGGAGCAAAACUGUUAG
This is a messenger RNA of Spinacia oleracea (spinach), 465 nucleotides long. RefSeq lists its product as uncharacterized. Lineage: Eukaryota; Viridiplantae; Streptophyta; Magnoliopsida; Caryophyllales; Amaranthaceae. The transcript has a single exon. The record is from RefSeq and is a predicted model, not a curated record. The coding region runs from base 1 to 465 and encodes 154 amino acids.